UGGGCCGCGAGGCGGGGCGAUGGCGCGCGGGCGGGGCGGGGCCUCGCUGCGGGCCCGGGCCAUGGCCGCCGCGGAGGCCGAGGCAGUUCCAGCAAAGGGGGAGGUGAAGCAGGAAGGCUGCAUGAAAACGGAGCUGCUGGGAGAAGACGUCCCCAUGGCUGCCGAUGAGGGCUCAGUAGAGAGGCAGACGGGAGAGGCCCACAUGGCCGCCGACGGUGAAGCCAACGGCUCCUGUGCAAAGAGUGGCGACAGCAGCCCCCCGAGUGCAGCCAAGCAUGCCCAGGAGGGCACAGAGGGCAGCCCGCAGGACAGCCUCAGUCAAGCUCCCCGCAUAGCGGAGAAUGGCGUCUCAGAGAGGGCCGUGGAGCCAGGGAGGCCGAACCAUGUCCCGGCUGAUGACUUCGUGCAGACUUCGGUCGUUGGCAGCAACGGCUACUUCCUAACUCAGCCGGCCCUGCAGGGCCAGCCCAUGAGGACUAGCAGCUCUUUGGCCUCCUCACUUCCUGGCCAUGCUGCCAAGACGCUCCCUGGAGGGGCUGGCAAAGGCAGGACUCCAAGUGCUUUUCCUCAGACACCAGCCCCAGCGGCAGCCAUGCCUGGGGAUGGGGGCACGGACAUGGAGGACAGGAAGCCCCCUGCCCCUGGCACCGAUGUCAAGGUGCACAGGGCACGCAAGACCAUGCCGAAAUCCAUCCCAGGCCUGCUUGCAGCCAGUAAGGAUGCCAGAGAUGUCCGCGUAGCUGGAGACCCCAAGGCUAUGAAGGAGGAGGUCAGCAAGAGCAUCUCUGACAUGGGACGACAGCCACUUCUGCCUCCCUUCCAGACCCUUCAUCAGUCACUACCUCAGAACCAGUGCUACAUGGCCACCACCAAGUCGCAGACAGCUUGCUUGCCUUUUGUUUUAGCAGCUGCAGUGUCUCGCAAGAAAAAACGAAGAAUGGGAACCUAUAGCCUGGUUCCUAAGAAAAAGACCAAAGUAUUAAAACAGAGGACGGUGAUUGAGAUGUUCAAGAGCCUAAGUCAUUCCACUGCGGGUCCCAAGGGUGACAAAGACCUGGGGGACAGCGCCCUGCACAUGAAUGGGGAGAGCCUGGAUGUGGACUCCGAGGAGGACGACUCAGAUGAGCUUGAGGAGGAGGAGGAGGAACCUGGGGCUGAGCGGGCAGCUGCGUUUCCCACUGAGGACAGUAGGACUUCCAAAGAGAGCACCUCGGAAGCUGAGCAUGCCCAAAAGGCGGACGGCGAGUCUGAGGAGGAGCCAGAGUCAGUGGACACGGGGGAGGAAGAGGAAGGCGGAGAUGAGUCUGACUUGAGCUCCGAGUCCAGUGUCAAGAAGAAGUUCCUCCGGAGGAAAGGGAAGACUGACAGCCCGUGGAUCAAGCCGGCCAGGAAGCGGAGGCGGAGAAGCAGGAAGAAGCUGAGCGCACCAGGUGCUGAGCCGUAUAAGUCGUCCUCUGGCAGCACAGAGCAGGUGGCGCCUGGGGACAGCGCAGGGUAUGUGGAAGUCUCGUUGGAGUCCCUGGAUCUCCAUGUCAAGGGGAGUCUGUCUUCAGCAGAAGGGCUGGCCAGUGGUCCAGAUGCACUGGAGACAGACGGCCUUCAGGAAGUGCCGCUGUGCAGCUGCAGGAUGGAGACCCCCAAGAACCGCGAGAUCACCACUCUGACCAACAGCCGGUGCAUGGCAACCGAGAGCGUGGGCCAUGAGCUGGGACGCUGCACGAACAGCGUGGUCAAGUACGAGCUGAUGCGCCCGUCCAACAGGGCGCCGCUCUUGGUGCUGUGUGAAGACCAUCGGGGCCGCAUGGUGAAGCACCAGUGCUGUCCUGGCUGCGGCUACUUCUGCACGGCGGGCAACUUCAUGGAGUGUCAGCCUGAGAGCAGCAUUUCCCAUCGUUUCCACAAAGACUGUGCCUCUCGUGUCAACAAUGCCAGCUACUGUCCUCACUGUGGGGAGGACACCUCCAAGGCCAAAGAGGUGACAAUAGCCAAGGCCGACACAACCUCCACAGUGACUCUGGCCCCUGGGCAGGAGAAGAGCUCAGCUGCAGAAGGCCGAGCGGACACCACCACGGGCAGUGCUAUAGGGUCGUUGCUCUCCGAGGAUGACAAGCCGCACAAUGCAGCCGCCCAGACGGUUGAAGGCUUCGAUCCCACAGGACCUACUGGGCUCACCAGGCCCAGCUUAGGGUUUUGCCAGGGACCUGGAAAGGAAACCUUGGAGAGUGCGUUGAUUGCCCUGGACUCGGAAAAACCCAAGAAGCUGCGCUUCCACCCAAAGCAGCUGUACUUCUCUGCCAGGCAAGGGGAACUGCAGAAGGUGCUGCUCAUGCUGGUUGAUGGAAUUGAUCCCAACUUCAAAAUGGAGCACCAGAGUAAGCGGUCCCCACUGCACGCUGCGGCGGAGGCUGGCCACGUGGACAUCUGCCACAUGCUGGUUCAGGCGGGCGCUAACAUUGACACCUGCUCAGAGGACCAGAGAACCCCACUGAUGGAGGCCGCAGAGAACAACCACCUGGACGCAGUGAAGUACCUCAUCCAGGCGGGGGCACUCGUGGAGCCCAAGGAUGCAGAGGGCUCCACGUGUCUGCACUUGGCUGCCAAGAAGGGCCACUACGAUGUGGUUCAGUACCUGCUAUCCAACGGACAGAUGGACGUUAACUGCCAGGAUGACGGGGGCUGGACACCCAUGAUCUGGGCCACUGAGUAUAAGCAUGUGGACCUCGUGAAACUGCUGCUGGCCAAGGGCUCCGAUAUCAACAUCCGGGACAACGAAGAGAAUAUUUGCCUACACUGGGCAGCAUUCUCGGGCUGCGUGGACAUAGCAGAGAUCCUGCUGGCCGCUAGGUGUGACCUACAUGCCGUGAACAUCCAUGGAGACUCACCCCUGCACAUCGCUGCCCGAGAGAACCGUUAUGACUGUGUGGUCCUCUUUCUUUCCCGGGAUUCAGACGUCACCUUAAAAAAUAAGGAAGGGGAGACGCCACUGCAGUGUGCCAGCCUCAACUCCCAGGUGUGGAGUGCCCUGCAGAUGAGCAAGGCACUCCGGGACGCGGCCCCCGAUAGGCCUGUCCCUGCGGAGCGGACGGUGAGCAGAGACAUUGCCCGAGGCUAUGAGCGCAUCCCGAUCCCCUGUGUCAACGGUGUGGACAGUGAGCCCUGCCCCAGCAAUUACAAGUAUGUCUCCCAGAACUGCGUGACGUCCCCCAUGAGCAUCGACAGGAACAUCACUCACCUGCAGUACUGUGUGUGCAUCGACGACUGCUCCUCCAGCAACUGCAUGUGCGGCCAGCUCAGCAUGCGCUGCUGGUACGACAAGGAUGGCCGGCUCUUGCCGGAGUUCAACAUGGCAGAGCCACCCUUGAUCUUUGAGUGCAACCAUGCCUGCUCUUGCUGGAGGAACUGCCGCAACCGUGUUGUGCAGAAUGGCCUCAGGGCGAGGCUGCAGCUCUACCGGACGCAGGACAUGGGCUGGGGUGUGCGCUCCCUACAGGACAUCCCCCUGGGCACCUUCGUCUGCGAGUAUGUGGGCGAGCUGGUCUCUGAUUCUGAAGCAGACGUUCGGGAAGAAGACUCUUACCUCUUUGACCUUGACAAUAAGGAUGGGGAGGUGUACUGCAUCGAUGCCCGUUUCUACGGCAACGUCAGCCGCUUCAUCAACCACCACUGCGAGCCCAACCUGGUGCCCGUGCGUGUCUUCAUGUCCCACCAGGACCUCCGCUUCCCCAGGGUCGCCUUCUUCAGCACCCGCCUCAUUCAAGCUGGAGAGCAGCUGGGGUUCGACUAUGGAGAGCGCUUCUGGGACAUCAAAGGCAAACUCUUCAGCUGCCGCUGCGGCUCGCCCAAAUGCCGGCACUCGAGCACAGCCCUGGCCCAGCGGCUGGCUAGCACUGCACAGGAGGCCCAGAACGGCCUGCCGGACACCAGCUGUACGGCUGCCAGCGACCCACUAUGAGGCUGCUGGCCAGCCAGCCAGCCAGCAGGCUCCAUUUAGA
Ochotona princeps (American pika) is the source of this 3992-nucleotide messenger RNA. It is a transcript of the gene EHMT1, whose product is annotated as euchromatic histone lysine methyltransferase 1. Gene Ontology annotation, cellular component: nucleus. Gene Ontology annotation, molecular function: p53 binding; zinc ion binding; histone H3K9 methyltransferase activity. Lineage: Eukaryota; Metazoa; Chordata; Mammalia; Lagomorpha; Ochotonidae. The record is from RefSeq and is a predicted model, not a curated record. The transcript has 27 exons. The coding region runs from base 20 to 3952 and encodes 1310 amino acids.